Messenger RNA from Leptopilina boulardi, 562 nucleotides. RefSeq lists its product as uncharacterized. NCBI's taxonomy places the organism in Eukaryota, Metazoa, Arthropoda, Insecta, Hymenoptera, Figitidae. The record is from RefSeq and is a predicted model, not a curated record. Bases 48 to 476 code for a protein of 142 amino acids. The transcript has 2 exons.
AUUGUGACAAAAAUAAAUUAAUAUUUAAUAAUAAUAUUCUAUGAAUAAUGAAGUCAAUGAUGUUAAAAAUUCAAGAACUCAAAAAUGAAAUUUUAGAAUUGAAUGAACAGUCAAUAAAAGAUACAAAACAAAUUGAACAACUUAAUUUCGAGAUAAACCAGUCAAAAUCGAUUAAAAAUGAAGUGAAUUAUUCUAUAAACGAUUUUACUCGAAGACAUGUAAAUUUACACUUUGAAUUAAAAAAUAUUCACGAAUCUUAUCAUAAAUUACCUGAACGAACAAUGCAGGAACAUAUUAAUUGUAAGGUGUUUAAACGAAAGGAAGAACUUUUACAAGAAAAACGAAAUAUUGAAUCACAACUGGGUAACAUUAAAUGUAUACGAGAAGAAAAAUUAAAAGGAUUAAACUCACAAACAAUGAUUCAACAAAAACAAAAAAAGGCUCCUAUUUCAAAUUUCGCGGAGUUUUAUUUAUAACACUGAUGCCAACCUUCUGGGGUAAAAGUUUAAAAAUUAUCUGCAUUUUUUAUUUAAAAAAACAAAUACAAAUUAAUCAGAGGACA